CCGGGAGGUCAUAUGAUGCUGGUUGGACUGGACGGAACAGGGAAAUUAAGCAGUGCAGCCUUGGCCUGCUACAUAUCAAAUUGCAAGCUCUUCCGGUUGUCCAUAACGCAGAGUUACAGCCACACGGAAUUCAGGGAGGAGCUGAAGAAAAUAUUCAAGGAAGCUGGACUGCAAGGCAAGAACGUGGUACUCCUCAUUAGAGGUUCUGACAUCAUUAAGGAUUCUUUCCUAGAGGAUAUAAACAGCAUCCUGAACUCGGGAGAAGUUCCUGACCUGUUUGACAAGGAAGAACUGGAUGGUCUCUUUGUGGAGCUCCAAACAGACGCUGUAGAGGCCAACAUGUCUGACAGUGCAGAGUCUAUGCUGACAUUCUUCCUGCAGCGGGUUCGUUCAAAGCUACAUGUGGUCCUUGCCCUGAGUCCUGCAGGACAGACAUUACGUGAACACUGCAGAUCUCACCCAUCUCUGGUCAACUGCUGUACUAUAGACUGGUAUGACGAGUGGCCGGAGGAAGCCCUCUGCAGUGUGGUCAACAGUUACAUCACACAGCAUCAUCUGCUGCAAGACAAUCAGGGUCUUCAGGACGGGAUUGCUCAAGCCUGUGUCGCCAUUCACAAAAGUGUUUCCAGCAAAGCAGAACAAUAUUUG
Molecule: messenger RNA, 648 nt
Organism: Staurois parvus
Lineage: Eukaryota; Metazoa; Chordata; Amphibia; Anura; Ranidae
Source: the annotation of a GenBank genome assembly